GCUGCCCACAUGUACUGUGACCUCCUUGGCUGGCCUCGCGGAGUCGAUGGUUGAAUUUGAGAUUGGCAAGUGAAUGUGAAGUUAUAGAUAAAACAGAAAGUAAAUAAAAAAUAGGCUUAUUUCAGGAUGUGUGUAGAAUGUGUGAAAGUGAAAUGUCCGGACAGGGUAGGUGGUUUCUUAAAUUGUGGCAGUGUGUGCUUGGAGACUGGGUCAUAUCUUGUCAACUUCCAAGGAUGUGCAAGUUGCCACAGCAGAGAAAACAUCCAAAUCCAAAACCGACACACAGACACAGAUGAUGAGGAGGGAGAGGAAAGGGUGACCUAUGACCAUGUUUGUGCAGUAUGUGAACAUCUCAUAGCAGAGCAUCAGUAUGAGUUUAGGAUAGAGGGAGAAUACCAGGAAUAUUCCAUGGUUUGCAUCCUUUGUGGCAGAGCAGAGGACACAGUAAGCAUUCUACCCAUCGAUCCCAAUAAACAGUUGAAUCUGUUCUGAUGGAAAAUGAUGGAUGCGUUCGGAACUGAUCCGCGGGACCAGCAAUCUGCCAUGGAAAAUUAAUUCCUCGAACAUUGUCGAGAUGUCUAUAAUUAAAAAAUAGCAAAUGAGAAUACAUUGGACAAAUGUUUAAAAGCAAUCGAGUCUUCUUCAGCUGUAUGCUUUCUGUACAGAAGAUUACACUUGUGCUGCUGUGUACCAUUCAGACUGAUCCCAAAUAGACCUGUAACAUAAUGAUGUCACGCUUUGUUUACAUGUGUGGUUUUCUGUGGCAGUGACAUGGGGCGUUGUCACAGAGGGAUAUUAAAUCGGAAUUACUUUUAAAUUAAUAAUACCAUAUAAUUUUGGCCCUAAUUGUUGAAAAGAUAAACAUGGUAUUUAGUAGUGAAACAAGAUUUUAUUUUCCUGAGCUGCCACACCCAAACAUUCCUGAAAUCAGUCAACCUUACCAGAAUGAUGGGCUGAGUGCCAGUUGAGUUGUUAUUGGUAGAUGUAGCCACUUAUGCAUUAAUUUGAAUAAUGAAUAUUUAUGAAGGGUAUAGUACACAAAACAUUUUGAGUUCUUUGGAAUAAGGCGUGGCAGUGCUGGAAUUUUUCCUUCGGGUUUAAAAGAAAAGAUAUGGGUUGAUGUGAUCAGUUCAUUGCUGGAUUCCAAGGAGAGGGCAGCGGCCAGCCUCAAUGACGUAUAGUCGUGAGUCGAGUUAGUCUUGAGAUGAGUAACUUCUAAUUAUGGAAGUAGAAUAAACUACAUGUACGUUCAGACUGUCCUGAGAAACGGAAAGCCAGGAAACGACCAAUUCCUGUAAGUUAGCCAUGUAUAAAUAUGAUAUAUUGGAUAUUUAUUUUAUACAUUUAUUCCUUGCAAAACCAGAUCUUGAGCCAGUGAAAAUGAGAUUUGCCGAGAUACUGCAUAAAAUCCUAAUUGAUUUAAGUAAUUUAAGUUGAGGUUGUUGCAGCACUGAAACAUUUAUCUUCAAAGUUGACACACUUCAUAACUCUUCAAAUUCAUUAAUGAAUAUUUUGCGUUAAAUGUAACUUGGCAAGAAAAUCCAGAAACAUGGGAAUAUGGUGGUAAUUUUCAGGGUUUUAAGUUAAGAGGAAGUCGGUUGACGGGUGGUGACAGAAGGGUUGGACUGCGGCGGCGGGACGCAGAAACUUGCCGAGUCAGCCACAGGCCACAGAAGCCGACUACAAUGCAAGAAACAGAGGCAACAAGGUGGUGGGACAUUGAGGCGCUCAUCACCUCAUAUUGUAAUUAAAAACAAUGUUAAUGUGAGAAAUUAAUCCUUAUUUUGUGUUCUUUUAUGAAUAAAUGUAAAUAUUGUACAGGCAAAACAAAUUUCCAGCAACAAGUGUGUAUAUAUAUUUGUGUCUCAGUUACCAAAGGUCUGUCCCUAAGGGUAGGACAACAUGGGGGGUGUGACAGACGUGAUCCAUGGAGUCCCCAUUUGUAGGAAAGAGCACAUGUAAACAGAAGUGUGACGUCAUUAUGUUUUAGGUCUGUCGUUUCCAAGCUGCUGUGCACAUGCGUUACAGUUGUGAACUGAAAUCACUUAUUCACGUACUUCAUGGAACAUCCUUUAGCCACAGUUUCACACAUGGGUCACAUUUCAUUCCAACUCUUUCCAAAUUGUUCUGGAGCUACAGUGGACAGUUCUAAUGUCAUUGUCCAGUGCAACUGUGUGGUGAAGUUCCUGCUGUCAUAAAAUUGCUGCAGAUUCCUAAUUCUUUGAGGAUUUAUUGGAAAUCCAGUGUCUCGACCUAGCUUACUGUCAUGACAACUUAUAUUACUGAUGUAUCAAGGUAAUUUUAGUGUAAAUAGAGUGGAUUGUUUAUUGUGUAAUGUAUACAUAUGUACAUAGUGAUACAUCCAAUUGGGAUGCUGCCCAUCUGUACCUGUCAUCUCUACACCAGGCUUCAGUUGCUGGGGGAAAAAAUCUUUCGAUUCAUAGUCAAACAAGCUAUGCAAAUUCCACAUUACAGACUGUUCAUAACUGCCUAAGGUCUUCUGGUUUUCUGCACAGGAAAGUUGCAUUUAUUAAUUUGAAACACUGAAACCUGCAGCAAAAAUUCAAAAACAACAUCCUGUUUUUCAUCCCAAUUGGAAUGGGGAGUCACUUUUUUCCUCUCUUUUUCAGUACAUAUGUAUUCAGAGAAACAAUCGUCACACACUUCCAGGAGUCACUGGACAUGAUUUAUUUGUACAUUUUUAUCUUUUCGCUGUAAUAAUAAACUGAACUCUUGUAUAUAAUUUUAACUUCAAGCCUACAAUCUAACUGAUACAGAGCCUUUAGUCAAGGUAGGCAUGGCUACCUGGACACAUAAUGCACAUGUGCGAUGAAAAUUACAAGCGCGAGUGACAAAGCCACAAGGCUUGUGGCUUGUCACUCGCACUUGUAGUUUUUGUCGUGCGUGUGUGCGUUAUGUGUCCAGGUAGCCAAGCACACCUUGAGUAAAGGCUAACUGAUGCAAAGAGAUGAAACACAACGUCAAAGGUCAAGGAUUAUCAGAAAACACACUUCAUAUUGUGCUGAAAUGGUGGUGGUUCUGCUCUUCAAUUUCAAGGUCUUAAUGAAUAUGGCAAAACCAUUUUUUUGGGACCAGCACAAUCUUUGG
Molecule: messenger RNA, 3108 nt
Organism: Acanthaster planci (crown-of-thorns starfish)
Lineage: Eukaryota; Metazoa; Echinodermata; Asteroidea; Valvatida; Acanthasteridae
Gene: churc1
Product: churchill domain containing 1
Biological process (GO): multicellular organism development; positive regulation of DNA-templated transcription; fibroblast growth factor receptor signaling pathway
Molecular function (GO): zinc ion binding
Source: RefSeq, a predicted model, not a curated record